CAGCCGGGGGCCAGUGAGGGUCACUCUGCUGGGCUGGACAGCAGAGAGCCUCCAGCCCUCAGUCUGCAGCACCCAGGGCGCCUGCUCAGAGCGCUGUGCUGGGAAGGGCUCUACUCCCUCUCCCGGGCCAGUUAGACCUGUAAGGGGAUCUCAGAGGUGCUAGGGACGCCUGAGGGAGGGCAUGGCAGGGCAGACUGGGUAGGGGCAUCAUGGUUUCUCUGAAAAGCGAGUUGUGCUUUCUCAGACGCCCCCUCCCCCUUAGUCUACCAUCUGGCCACCGGCGCUUUUGCUCUGGCAGAUGCUGUAACAGACCCUCAGAGGAAGAUGCGGUCUCAGGACUAUGGUCGGCAUGCCCUCAGGGCUAUGGUGGACUUGGGGGCACCCUCCUGGACAACAGGGGCCUUUGGCCAGCUCUGAAGGGAGGAAAGAUGCUCAUGUGAGAAAGGGCCUUGUAGGUGAGAGGAAUGAGUCUGGGGCCAAACACCCUGGGUCCCAUGACACCCCUGGCCUGGCUGUCGUGUGUGUGAGCUCAGGGGUUCCUCUGUCACCUCCACUGUGUCCCAGAUGUGUGGAACAGAGGCAGUCUAUGGAACACACUUAGUAAAGAGGCUGCCAGGCAGUGAGCAUCAGCACCUAAGGGUGACCCGCAAGUCCUCUGAGACAGGUGCAUUGUCAUCAUGGACCCUCACUGGGCACCUGGAGGCCCAGAGGGAUAAAGUAAUUGUCCCAAGACCACAUAUCUAAGGAUAAAAUCCACUGAUGAGGACACCACAGCACAUCGAGAGAGAAGGGAGGUGGCAGGUUUACAUCCAAGUGGUCCAGCGUCCCAUGGCCAAUGGAGGAGGUCAGUUCUGGUGUAUUAUGUGCUGAUCUGGUCCAGGUGGCAUUCAUGUUAUGAGGAAACUCCUCUCUCACCCAGUGUCUGAUGUUCCUGCCUCUCUCUGACCAUGAAAAUAUCUUGCCUGGUCUUAGGAAGGUUCCUAUGUGGCUCCUACCUUGUGUACCAGUCAGCCUGCCAAGGUCAGGUGGUUGUCAGAGCAGCCUACUCUGCAGUGUUAACAAGAGGGACUGUGGGCAGAGGGGACCUGAAGCCACAUAGGAUGGUGUAGGUUGGGGGGGGGCUAACAUUCCCUCAGAUUAUGCACCAUGCUAAGUCCUUUACCACUGGGAUUUUGCAACAUUUCCUUGAGGUCAUGUGGACAGCAUCCAUGUGUCACAAAUAAGGAAACUGGAGUGUAGGAAGGUGAACAAAACUUCUCAAGGCCACCAGACAGCACCUGGAGAGGGGGAGACUGCUCACCUGAGGCAGAGCCCCCCACCCUGUUCUGGGCCCUACCUGAGCACACUGUACUGUCUAUACCCCCUCCAACUCUGUGGUGGUGCCUGCCUCCCACUCCUCUCUUCCUGCUUCUGCUCCUCACCGCUAGCUCCUGUGGGCUGUCUGCUUGCCAGGCCACCUCCUCACCACCACACAGGGCACCCACAACUCAGCUGAGAUUUUGUGGCCACAGAGUGCUCUCCCAUGUGGAUACCUGUGUGGAAGGGGUGUAGUAAACACACACAGUGUCACCCCCGGCCUGGAAGCUGUACCCACGGCUUUGUGAUGAAGACUGUGAGCAUGCCCAGGCACUUCCAGCUGGCCCUAUUUCAUAAGCCCCCAGGUCAGAGGCCAGGCUGGGUCCAUAGCCAGGCAAUGCUAGUCCCCUGUGUCUGCUCCCUCCCUUCGGGCAGGCCAACCUUGAAUUCCAUCCAAUGUGGUGAGCAUUCAUCACACACUCUCUGUGAGCCAGCCAGGCAGGUCUGGGGGAUAUUGAGAUGGGAGACACUUCUGCAAAGGUCAGUGACUACCAAAUGGUGGCAAUGGGCUGAUCCAUUACAUGUACCCACAUAUGUGCAGCUGCAGAGCCGCAGAGACAUGCGUGCAUGCAGGAAGCUAGGUGUGAGCUGAAUUUCACAUUGUUGGUUUUAUCUUUGUUAAACAGUCUUUCCUGAGACUUGCCUUAGCCUAGCAUCUCUGCAGAAGAGUAGCACCCUCAGGACUGCUAUGAGGGGAAUCAAUAUUCUGGGUAGGUGCAGAACCAACAACCUUUGACAAAGCUGACCACUCCUGCCAGGACACAUGGAGGGCAAGCUGGCACCCUGCUUUCUGGGCACUACAGCCUGGUCAGCCCCGGCCCAGCUUGCCAGCAAUAUACCCUGCAUGCCCCAGGUAGCCAGCAACACCUCCCUGGACCUCAGGGAGCUCAGAGUGCCCAGCUCCGUGCUGCACUCACUCUGCCUUCCCUCGAGCCUGCUGGCUAUGGCCACACUGGCCCUGAGACUGCUGCUGGUGACCAUACUGCAGAGCCAGCAACUACAACAGGACCCCCACUACCUGCUGCUGGCCAACAUCCUGCUCUCAGAUCUGGCCUGCCUUCUCCUCCACACACUCAUUUCCUAUAGCAGCCUGAGUGGCUAUCUGGGCCGCACUUCCCGCAGCAGCGUCACAGACGCGGUCUUCACCACCCAGACCAGCACCAUCCUGUCGCUCACAGCCACCGUACUGCACACCCACCUGGCAGUUGCUCAUCCUCUGCGCUACCUCUCCUUCGUGUCCUGUGGGGAGGUCUGGAAGGCAGUGGCCCUCAUCUGGCUGGUGGCUUUUUUCUUUCCCACGUUUCUCCUUUGGUUCAGCAAGUGGCAGGAUGUCCAGCAGGAGGAGCGUGGGAUCUCGUGCAUCUUGCUGAUGAGCCUGAGCACGCAGGGCUGUGCCCCCCUCCUCACCAUCACCCACAUUUCCAUCUUGUGCCUUCUCUUCCUCUGCAUGGCUCUCAUUGCCUACUGCUCGGAGAUCUAUGCAGAGGCCAGGACAUCAGACAUCUGCACGAAGGGCUAUUCCCUGGCCAGGGGCACCCUGCUUAUGCACUCAGUGCUGAUCACACUGUGCAUGAGCACAGGGGUGAUGUUCUCCCUGGAUGUCAUGCUGACCAAGUACCACCACAUUGGUGCCAGGACUCACAAAUGGCUCCUGGUGGCCAACAGCGAGGUGCUCAUGAUGCUUCCCCGAGCCAUGCUCCCAUACCUGUACCUGCUCCGCUACCGGCAGCUGCUGGUGUUCAGGGCCCUCUUCUCAUCCAGGAGGCACAAGGCAAUCUUUACCACGUCCCAGAGCUUCCAAGUGCACAAUUUGGGAGGCUGAGGUUAAAAGUUGUACGUUGAAUGUGUCAGCAUCCAAUUAUGGCUGACUCCUUAGAAUGUGGAAUACAAUUGUGGAACUCGCCCUUUAAGAGAACCUCAGCUGAUUGUUUUCACCUUUUAACAGUUUUGAAGUAGAGAAAGCUCUCUUCUAGUGACACUGAAAUUCUACUUGGAAAUGGAGGCAAGUAAAGGCGACCCAGGAGGCCUCUGGUCUAUGUGGGGUGAAGCUUUGGUCUGUACCUCCCAGCGUCUCCCUCCACACCUUCCAUGUCCACUGUGGGGGCAUCACUGCUGACAGCCACACUGAUGACAAGCUGUUACUGGCAGCUGGGACCUGGGAGGUGAGCAAGGAGACCAUGAGUCCCUAUUUGGGCAGCUGCUAAGGAUGUGGGAGGGAGGAGAGGAAGCUGGGACCCACCUACAGUGUGAGUGACAGGGAGGUGCCACUAUAAAGCUGAAUCCCCAAAGGUUACAUUCUCAGAAUAAAGAUAAAUGAUAACAACACUUAUGAAAGGGAGUAGCAAGGGAACUUGCUUGCCUUGACUUUGGUGCUGUGCAGAAGAGGAAGAAAAUUCCUUGAGAAUUCUUAAGUAAAAGCCACCCUUCACAUAGCAUUAGAGCUAGCUUUCAAACUAUUUUAGGGGUCCAAAAACCUCACUCCAACUAGUGUGGGUCUCCUGGAAGAUCUGAACUUUAACUCAGGCCUCAGAGAAUUUCUACAAUAAAGACCUCAAAGAAACAAGUUGCACACAGUCAAAACUCACAGAACCACACAGGGAAAUAAGGCACCGUGAAUGAGAGCAAGAAGGAACAAGAAGGCAGCAGCAUCAGACCACACCUCCUUGAAUGACCUGACACUAGCUUAAUAUAAAAAGGUUCAAUAUGUUUUUAAGAUAUGAAAAAUGACAUGAAAAUAUGAACAGGGAACUUUUUAAAAAUAACUAAGAAUAUUUGAAAAGAACCAAAUAAAAACUCCUAGAAAUAAAAAAUAUUAGAAUUAUAAAAGAUGAGUUGAAUUUAAUAUGAAUUAUACAGCAUGUUAGACAGAAUUGGAGAGAGAAUUUGCAAAGUAGGAGAUAGGCCCUGAUAAAUUACUUAUUAAUAAAAUGCAGCGCAGAGGGACAAAGAAAUGAAGAAUAUAGAAGAAGGAUUAAGAGUCACUGAGGUUACCAUGGUACAGACUAAACGUACAUAUAAUUUGGGAAUAUAAUACAGGAAAUGUGGAAGCAGAAAUAUAUGAAAGUGAUAGUUUUUCAGAAAUUUUGAACAAUCAAAUCUCAAAUCCAAGAAACCCAACCAGUCACA
This is a messenger RNA of Microcebus murinus (gray mouse lemur), 4482 nucleotides long. It is a transcript of the gene GPR148, whose product is annotated as G protein-coupled receptor 148. Gene Ontology annotation, biological process: detection of chemical stimulus involved in sensory perception of smell; G protein-coupled receptor signaling pathway. The record is from RefSeq and is a predicted model, not a curated record. Gene Ontology annotation, molecular function: olfactory receptor activity; odorant binding; G protein-coupled receptor activity. Gene Ontology annotation, cellular component: membrane. Lineage: Eukaryota; Metazoa; Chordata; Mammalia; Primates; Cheirogaleidae.